AUGAAUUCCGGCGAAAUUAGUAAUUUAGUUCAAGGGAAAGGUAAAGGAAAAAACAUUGCUUAUGCAGAAGAAACUCAGAGUGAAAAUAUUUCAACUAAAAGAAAAAAUGAUGAAAAUAUAAAAUCCACGAUAACGGCUACUCUUCAGGAGCUCAAAGGCUUAUCAGGACAAGCUUUAUUAAGAAAGAUUUUAGAGAACAAAUCGUAUACUUUAUAUGAUGAUAAUAAAUAUGUUUAUUGUCAAAGUUGUCAAAAACCAAUAACACUACAUCGUUCAAAUGAUGGAGCUAGAUUAAAAGAACAUACUGAUAAUCAUAACGCGUCAGUAAUAGAUAAUGACUUUAUUGAUUUGACUGAAUCAGUUGAUGAUAAUGAAGAAGUAUCACAAAUAAAUCAAAAUCAAAAACCCUCAGAAGUGACAUCUAAGGAUUCAAAAAAAUAUGUUAAAGUAUUCUAUCUUGUUUAUUUAGCAAUCGAAAUUAUUGUGUCUGAAUAUAAUAUCUUUGUAAAAUAUGGUACUUUCAUUAUUAAUCAAAAGAUCAAAGUUCAAUAUAUAAUUUUUCGAAAUGAUGAUUUAUAUGAUGAGUUGAAUCACGUAGGAGGCUAUUUUAAGAGUAUAAAAUGCCUUGAAUAUUAUUCUAAAAAAUGGUGUUACAAUUGUGACCUUUUAGCAAAAAAUGAAGCAUUUAAUAAAAGAAAUCAAGAAUAUCAAGAAUUGGUUGCUCAAAUUGAUUGUGUUAUGAUUUUAUGUGUAAAUAAAGAAUUGCCUGAUUUAAUUCAUCAUAAAUAUAGCCAGAUACCUAAUUUCAACAAAUGA
Messenger RNA from Funneliformis caledonium, 816 nucleotides. NCBI's taxonomy places the organism in Eukaryota, Fungi, Glomeromycota, Glomeromycetes, Glomerales, Glomeraceae. The record is from the annotation of a GenBank genome assembly.